This is a messenger RNA of Lachancea meyersii CBS 8951, 1080 nucleotides long. The record is from the annotation of a GenBank genome assembly. NCBI's taxonomy places the organism in Eukaryota, Fungi, Ascomycota, Saccharomycetes, Saccharomycetales, Saccharomycetaceae.
AUGGACGAGAAAGUUUUGGUCACUGGCUGCAACGGUUUCAUUGCCCUUCACGUAUUGAGCGUUUUACUCUCGGAGGGAUUCCAUGUCAUCGGAACAGUGCGUUCGCAGAGCAAGGGCAACAAAGUUAAGGAAUCGUUUGCCGAACUGUACCCCUAUGCCAAACUCGACAUCGAGAUCGUGAGCGAUAUCACCCAAGAGGGAGCCUUCGACGCCGUGCUCAAGAAGUACCCAGACCUGCAACAUGUGCUGCACAUGGCCGCGAACUUCUCGUUCGGAUCGGACCAGGGCACCAACGAAGAGACUUAUUUGAUCCCCUCGACCGCAGGCACCAAGAGCAUCUUGAACUCAGUGUUGAAGCUGGGCUCGAACGUCAAAACCGUGGUGCAGACGUCGUCGUUUGCGUCGAUCAUGAACGUAGAAAAUCCAGGACUUCUCCACACGGAAGAGACCUGGAACCCUAUCACCUGGGAUAAGGCCAAGGACAACGCUGCUUCAGCAUACGUGGCGUCCAAGAAAUUGGCAGAAAAAGUGUCGUGGGAGUUUCUAGAAGAACACGCCUCGGAGGUCAAGUUCAGAUACACAGCUGUGUGCCCUCCAUACGUGCUGGGGCCUCAAAUGUUCGAGUGGGGGUUGGCCUCGGACACCCUCAACACCUCUGCAGAGCUCGUCAACAGCGCUUUGAAGAGCACUCCAAAAUCCGAGAUAAACACUGAGGAGCCUAACGGGUUGGUAUGCGACGUCCGCGAUGUUGCUCUGCUCCACAUGCUUCCUCUGCGCAACGAAAAACUCGGUGGCCAGAGACUCUUCCCCGUCUCUGGCGCGAACUUGAAGGACCACCAGUACGAAGAUGCCAAAUUCAACGUACAGCGCAUCUUAGAUGUGUUGAAUGCCAAGUUCCCAGAACUAAAUGGUAAGAUCUCUAAGGGAACUACAAAGGACAACAAGGGGGCUCUGGCCAAGAUAUUCAACUACAACACCGAUCUCACUUGCGAGCUCACCGGAUUGGAUUUCAAGCCUUUUGAAGUGACAGUUUUCGACUCCGCUAAGCAAAUCUUGGAUUACCAAGCUGCCCACAAAUGA